This is a messenger RNA of Rotaria sp. Silwood1, 615 nucleotides long. NCBI's taxonomy places the organism in Eukaryota, Metazoa, Rotifera, Eurotatoria, Philodinida, Philodinidae. The record is from the annotation of a GenBank genome assembly.
AUGAAUCCUGAAUACGAUUAUCUUUUUAAAUUAUUACUCAUCGGAGAUUCCGGUGUUGGUAAAUCAUGUCUUUUAUUACGAUUUGCUGAUGAUACUUAUACAGAAAGUUAUAUCAGUACGAUCGGUGUUGAUUUUAAAAUUCGAACAAUUGAUCUUGAUGGUAAAACGAUCAAAUUACAAAUUUGGGAUACUGCUGGUCAAGAACGAUUUCGUACAAUCACAAGUAGCUACUAUCGUGGUGCACAUGGUAUUAUUGUCGUCUAUGAUGUGACAGAUCAAGAAUCAUUUAAUAAUGUAAAACAGUGGCUCCAAGAAAUUGAUCGUUAUGCAAGUGAAAAUGUUAAUAAAUUAUUAGUUGGUAAUAAAUGUGAUUUAACAGCUAAAAAAGCUGUUGAAUAUACGAAAGCAAAAGAAUAUGCUGAUUCAUUAAAUAUUCCAUUUUUGGAAACAUCGGCAAAAAAUUCAACAAAUGUCGAACAGGCAUUUAUGACAAUGGCAACAGAAAUUAAGUCUCGUAUGGCAUCAGUACAAUCAGGAACAUCGAAUAAACCAACGUCCGGUGUUCAUGUGACUGCGCCUGGAAAACCAGUACAACAAUCAGGUGGUUGUUGUUAG